AUGGCAACCAAACGAAACGUAGUAAACAACCGUUCGUGUUGCUGACACAAGAUGGAGGUACUGCCUGAGGUGGAGCCUGAGAUGGAAGGAGCAGAACAGGAGGAGGCAGGAGAGGACGAAGGUCUGCGGGAUUUGCAGGAGCUGGAGGAGAUGCUGUCCAGAGUGCACGUGGCCCCCCGGGCUCCUCACCUGCUGGAACCGGAUCCUGGAGUGGACCAGCGAGAGUGGCCUUCCUCCUACAGGGAGAACUCUUCUCAGGAGAACCUGCUGCUGGCCAUGGCAGAGAACGUCCGCUGCCAGUACGCUCACCUGUACCCUGACCGCAGACCCCUGUUCCUCUGUCCCGAGAACGAGUGUGGCGUGAAGAAGUUUGUGAGCACCACGCUGCGUCCGACGCUCUUGCCGAUCCCUGAGCUCUACCACUGGCAGGGCUGUGCCAGCUUCGUCUCUGACUUCCUCUCCCUGGAGCUGCUGGACCCCCCCAUCGACCUGCCCAAACAGCUGCGCUCCCCUACGUGGGUCCUGAAGACUCAGAGGGGCAGCUGCUUCGACUUCUCCACCCUCCUGUGCAGCCUGUUGCUGGGCGCCGGCUACGAUGCCUACUGCGUCAGCGGCUACGCCGUAAAGGAGAUGUGCCUUCUCAACCAGAGCCACCAGGAGUGUCCCUUACUGCGGCCCAGUAUCAGUGAGGAGGUAGCUGAGCAGAAGCAGGAGGUGCGGAGGUACUCGGCGAAGGCCCCCCGUGACCUGCAGAGGUACUCGGUGAAGGCCCCCCGUGACCUACGGAGCAGCUUUGAGCUGCGUCAGGCGGAGGCGUGUGCAGUGCAGCUCAGGACACAGCAGGACGCGCAGGGACUGAGGGAGGAGAGCGAGAGCCCGCCCCCAGAUCCUCUCUAUGGCCUGAGGAUUCACUGCUGGGUGCUGGUGUUGCCGGGGAACCGGGAGGUACCGGACAGCUUCUUCAUCGAGCCACUCACAGGCCAGAGCUACCCCACCACCAGCAACCAGUUCCUGGGGAUUGAGUGCAUUUGGAAUCAGCAGAACUACUGGGUCAACAUGCAAGACUGUCGUUUCGGCUGCGCGGAGAUGACCUAUGACCUGGGUGAUCCUGUAAAGUGGGAAUAUUUGCUGUGUAGCUCCAUGUGCCAGUCGCUACUCCUCGUUCCUGACACGAAGAGACAGCAUGAGACAGAGGACGAGGAUGAGGAGGAGGAAGCAAAAGAAGAACAGAAAGUGUUUCACAUGCCCCCAUCUUGGGUAAUGAAGAUCCACAUUUCAAGAGAAGAUAUGGAAAAUCGUUGUCCCGGUGGCAGGAAGCUUAUCCGAUACAGGAAGGCCACGGUGGAGAUGUUUGCGCCUUAUCUCCUGAAGAACGGACUGGUCAGGAAGCUCACUACGUAUGACGACCUGGACUGCACCCAGGCCAACACGGUGACUGAGUGGUAUAGGCACCGACAUGACCAGCUGCAGCAGAGGGAACCGAAUAAAGCCUCCAGUGUCACCUUGGAGCAGUUCAAUCCAGGGCGGAGCUACGCUCUGAAAAGCCACAGGUACGUCACUCUGCUGUCUGAGACGGAGCGUCAGAUGGACUUCUACAGCCAUGCACGGCCCGACAGCCUGGCCCGCCGGGUGGAGACGCCCUGCGAGAUGACCGAGACCUUCGACAGUCGACCCGACUUCCUCUACUACCGCCACGUCGUUUUUAGCAAGCGGGUUGGAACUAACAGUCCGGGAGGAACGCCCGAACAACGACCCGUCCAGAAGGUAGUGGAGAGGUUCCACAGGGACAGGUCAAAACCGGCUGCUCAGGACGUAGCCGAGCGAGUGUUCUUGCUGUCAGAAGAUCGGAUCCAGGUGACGUACCAUCGGGAGGAGGACAGAAUCAUCCCUGCCUGGCAAGACUUCGUCAAACCCCACAACGUGGGCACCUCCCAAAUCCCACAUGCCUUCACGCCACAGAUGGUCUCCACGUUUCAGGUGGACCCGUCUGAGAAACCCUGCAAGAACCUGCUUCUGUACGAGACCCUCAUGGCGCUGAUGAAGGAGGAAGAGAAUGUCCUCAUCAGGAUCAGGGAGUCUGAGAAUGAGGUGAGGGCCAUCCUGGCUGCCAGAGAGCAGGAGGAGAGCACCAUCGAACUUCAGAUCUCCAUCUACGACACCGCCAGGAAUGAGAAGGCAGGCCACCACCGGGAGGAGCUGGAGCGCACGGCAGAGGAGGAGCGUCUGCGGAGGGAGGAGGAGAAGGAACUGGACGUCCUGGCACCGUUCCUGGCCCGGCACGGGGAUCCAGAGAGCCUGACCCGGGAGCAGGCCCUUCAGAUCCGAGCGGACUGCCUGUCCCAUCUCAAACAGCGGCUCAUAUCCAGAGCCAACCGCAUCCAGUCGUGUUUUGAGAAGGAGACCCAGGAGCUGCAGCAGAAACAGCUUUGGUACCAGAAGAAUGAGCCCACCAUGACAAAGGACGACGAAGACUCGUACCUGUCCUAUUGCUCUGACGCUUUGUUCAGGAUUGAGGUCCUGAAGCUCCGUCUGAGCCGGCACAAGGACGGAGCGGCCCAGAGGUACCUGGCACUGGACGAGAGACUGAAGCAGGACCCCAGACUGGCGCUGCACCUGAGCUGAGACUGUGCUGGAACAUUCCGAGAUUCCCUGCGUUUAGGCUACUGUGUUUGGUUUCAUUAAAUGUCAUUUACGUUCUGACAGA
Messenger RNA from Electrophorus electricus (electric eel), 2704 nucleotides. It is a transcript of the gene drc7, whose product is annotated as coiled-coil domain containing 135. Gene Ontology annotation, biological process: flagellated sperm motility. The record is from RefSeq and is a predicted model, not a curated record. Lineage: Eukaryota; Metazoa; Chordata; Actinopteri; Gymnotiformes; Gymnotidae. Gene Ontology annotation, cellular component: motile cilium.